Molecule: messenger RNA, 1776 nt
Organism: Guyanagaster necrorhizus
Lineage: Eukaryota; Fungi; Basidiomycota; Agaricomycetes; Agaricales; Physalacriaceae
Exons: 6
Coding region: 1-1776 (591 amino acids)
Source: RefSeq, a predicted model, not a curated record
AUGGCCCCUCAGAGACAGCCGACCCUGACACGGCCCAAGGAAUACAAGCUGUCCUGGAAAGCCCUCUUGACCCUGCCAUUUCGUCUCUGUAACCCACCGCCUGCGGUUGGAAAGGUCAGGUCUUGUGGUGUUACGCCAGCGUUCAACGUACGGCUCGAAGAUGUGUUGGACAGGAAGCAUUUACCUCCUCUUGGGCUUAAGGAUUUCGAGGAAUGGCUGCUAUACGUAGAGCUGGCUCCAGAAAAUCUGUAUUUCAUCCUCUGGCUCAAGGAGUACACCGUCAAAUACAGGCAGUGGGAAGCUGCCUCAAGAUUGCGUCGGAGCGAAACCCCAGCAUACCUGGGCGUCUGGCCAAGACACAAUUCGUCCCAGCUCACCAUGUUCUACGCCCGAGCAAAGCAGACGUUCCUAACGCCAAACGCUAACCACGAACUCAAUCUCCCCUCGGACGUCCUCGCUCCUUUCCAUACAUCAAACGGUUCCCCACACCCUGAUCCCGCUGUAUUCAAUCAAGUAGCCGUUCAAGUCCAGAAGAUGCUUAAGGAAAGCCUCGAGCGCUUUGUUACCGCACAAUUCAACAAUGUCGGCAAUAGUCGUGUUUUGUGUGGUUUGAUCGCGGGAAUUUUCUGCUGUUUGGUGGGCGCCGUCUUUCCCAUGGUUUACAAUAUCGUCAAAGGACACUCGCGGUGGUUGCGUCUCACCGCGUUACCAGGGCUCUGGUUGGGUCUUGCCUUGUUGCUCACGAGCUUGAAUGGUGUCUGUCUUGCCAUUUACGUGUUUGGUGACUUGCGGCAGCUUAGACGCUUUGAGCUUUCUAGGCCGCCCAUCUCGAAACCCCAGCCGCUGUACAGCUCACGUCGACGCCCAAUGGUGGCUUCGCCAAUCUCCACUGCUACUCCAUCUCCACCCGUUCUCACACCUCCGCCUAUGGCCCACAUUGAUUCCUCACGUCCUAACUCUUUGGUCACCAUCAGCUCAUCGAUAUGCUACGAUCAUUCCCAUUCGAUGACGGAUCUUUCGUCUGAAGGCUCAGAUAUGAUUCGCAUUUCCCCAGCUUAUUAUGAUGCGGACCCCAUCGAAGGUCCAGCAACGGCCCCCGUAUCUAUCCACAGACCUGGCUCAGGAUUUUCUGACGACGAAGACAGCAGCGGCGAUGAGACAUACAGCUCGACCGCUCUAUUCAUCCACCCAUUCGACGGGUCUACAGAGGACAUCAGUGAUUACGAGUUUCCUAGCCCGAACAAGCUUCUCCCAGAAGAGCUUCAGCGGAUAUCAGAAUUCAACUUUGACACCCUCCCCAGGCCCAUUUCCGUCACCAAACACGCGCAUACCGAUUCCGUACGACCACUGCAACCUGACGUCCUCUUUAUCGAACCCGAGACACCUGCACCUGACCUCGGAAAGUCCCCAAAAGCCUUCAUUCGGCGUAUUCAGUCAAAAUGCAGUAUCAACAAGUGGAUGGUCAUCAUUGGCGGAACGCCGGAGGAGGAUUCAGCGCCUUCUUUGCCUACGUCUUCAGAUGAGAAGCUUCCCGUGCACGACACCGUGGUUAAACCCAAGGUGGAAAUGCGAGCGAAAAAGACAGACGAGUCGAUAAUCCGGAAGCAGUAUAAGAAAGUCAAGGCUGUUCCGGCAUUUGCUUCGCCGCUGACCCGCGUGCUAAGCCCUGUGGUGAUAAGAGGUCAGUGGGAGAUCGUGAUUCGGUCUUUUGUGAUUGCGUGUCUCGUUAGUUGGCUGAUUGUGGGAAGCCUUUUGGCUGUUCCAGAGUUUUCGUAG